Molecule: messenger RNA, 1633 nt
Organism: Pseudoliparis swirei
Lineage: Eukaryota; Metazoa; Chordata; Actinopteri; Perciformes; Liparidae
Gene: rab34a
Product: RAB34, member RAS oncogene family a
Exons: 12
Coding region: 278-1081 (267 amino acids)
Biological process (GO): phagosome-lysosome fusion; endocytosis
Molecular function (GO): GTPase activity; GTP binding
Source: RefSeq, a predicted model, not a curated record
GUCAGCAGCAACGGCGGCUUCAGUCUGCUUCUCCUCCUCCUCAACUUCCGUGGAUCGACUUCGGCUCUGAUCACCAUCCAAUCGACACGUUAACGUUGAUCAAUGACUCUGCACGAGUCGACAUCCCAAUAGGAAGCGACCUGUGUGAAGUAACAGCCGAAGCACAGGAGAGAGAAGAGUUGGUCUCGAUGAGCAGAAGCUUUGAUGAACAACAGGAUUAAAACCGAUCUGCCCACUCACCACGUGUGUCUCCACUAAACAUUUACCGCAAGGCUUCAUGUCCGUCCGAGUCUCAGCCAUGAGUGUUUUUCCUCCUGUCCGAAAGGACCGUAUCAUUGCUCAGCUCCCUCAGUAUUUCAGGAAGGAGGCAGCCUUCCACACGAAGGAGGACUUCAACAGUAAAGUGAGGACGGCCUGUCAGGAGCAGCGCACCGGCACUGUGGGCAGAUUUAAAAUCUCAAAGGUCAUUGUUGUGGGUGAUCUGGCGGUGGGGAAAACCUGUCUGAUUAAUAGAUUUUGCAAAGAUGCUUUUGAUAAAAACUACAAGGCAACGAUCGGUGUUGACUUUGAGAUGGAGCGCUUCGAAGUGCUGGGCGUUCCUUUCAGCCUUCAGAUCUGGGACACUGCAGGCCAAGAGAGGUUCAAGUGCAUUGCCUCCACGUACUACAGAGGAGCCCAGGUUGUGAUUAUCGCGUUUGAUGUAAACAACGUGGCCUCUUUGGGCCAUGUGAGACAGUGGCUCGAAGACGCCCUGAAAGAGAAUGACCCCACUGCGGUGCAGCUGUUCCUUGUUGGCACAAAGAAAGACCUGAGCUCUCCUGCACAGUAUUCUCAGAUCGAACAAGAUGCCCUCAAAAUAGCACAAGAGAUCAGUGCAGAGUAUUGGGCUGUGUCGUCGCUGACUGGGGAAAACGUCAAAGAGUUUUUCUUUCGAGUUGCAUCAGUGGCCUUUGAGACCAACGUUCUUGCUGAGUUGGAGAAAAGUGGAUCGAGGCAAAUUGGGGGCGUCGUCAGAAUUAACAGCACUUCAAACAAUGUGCAUGCUUCAUCAAAGAAGAAGCAGACAAACUGCUGCCAGUAAGGAUGGCAGCAGAAGUUUAAAGUCAAAGACUGAAGGAGGGAAAAGACUGGAGGUAUUUCUGUGGUCAAGGCAGGAGGAGGGACGCUGGAGUUUUACUUCCAGACAUGUUUGACUUCAGUUUUUCCUGGCCGAGAAAGAAUGUUCCCCUGUGGGAUGUGGAUGCUUGUGGUGUUGCUCAGUUUAACUGGUCUGGAGUUAGAGAGCGACAAAGCAACUCCACACAAAAUGACUGUUAUGUUACUGCAAAGAUGCCAAAGAGUGACUGUGGAUGUUUUUAACAUGAUGUAUGUGGGUGCUUAAAUAUUUAGUCUUGCUGCUGUAUUUUGUUUAACAAUUAAGAUUUUCCUUCAACUUAAAAUGUUAUUUUUCAUCUACAGUGUAUUCUUCAUAGGUACUUUUUGCUUUUUGCUCACAAUCAAUUCAAUGACUUUUUUUUAGAUAAUUUGUCAAAAAAAUGUCAACAGAUUUUUUCAACGGAUUAUUUUCAGCAUUUAUUUUCUUUAAAAUGUCUUAUAGUAUGUUUUACAUGUAAUAAAAAAAGAUGGAAAAACA